This is a messenger RNA of Brassica napus (rape), 653 nucleotides long. RefSeq names its product photosystem II 10 kDa polypeptide, chloroplastic-like. Gene Ontology annotation, biological process: photosynthesis. NCBI's taxonomy places the organism in Eukaryota, Viridiplantae, Streptophyta, Magnoliopsida, Brassicales, Brassicaceae. The coding region runs from base 128 to 544 and encodes 138 amino acids. Gene Ontology annotation, cellular component: thylakoid membrane; photosystem II oxygen evolving complex; photosystem II. The transcript is spliced from 4 exons. The record is from RefSeq and is a predicted model, not a curated record.
AACAAAUCCAGUCCAAAGCCACACAACAUCCGCCACGUGUCAUAACCACAAUCACUUAUCGCACUUCUAUCUCCUCGCAUAUUACAAGACCACACACAAGCACUUGGCGAGAAACAGAAGAGAAGAAAUGGCUGCUUCAGUGAUGCUAUCAUCGGUGACGUUGAAACCGGCGGGUUUCACGGUGGAGAAGAUGUCAGCGAGAGGAUUGCCGUCGCUCACAAGAACUUCAUUCAAAAUCGUCGCGAGCGGUGUCAAGAAGAUCAAGACCGACAAGCCCUUUGGAGUUAACGGCAGCAUGGACUUGAGGGACGGCGUCGACGCCUCCGGUAGAAAGGGAAAGGGAUACGGUGUUUACAAGUUCGUUGACAAGUAUGGAGCUAACGUCGAUGGAUACAGUCCUAUCUACAACGAGGAGGAGUGGUCACCAGGUGGUGAUGUGUACAAGGGAGGAGUCACUGGAUUGGCUAUUUGGGCGGUAACACUCGCCGGAAUUCUCGCCGGAGGAGCUCUUCUUGUGUACAACACAAGUGCUUUGGCUCAGUAAAAAAUCUUCAAAACAUCAUCAUGUUUCUCUACAUGUUUUGUGUUUAUUGUUUCUCUUCUCUGUAAUGCUACUUUGAAUUUUAUAAAGAACUCUAGUAGCGUUUGUGUAA